This is a messenger RNA of Triplophysa dalaica, 2455 nucleotides long. RefSeq names its product solute carrier family 37 member 2 (gene slc37a2). Gene Ontology annotation, biological process: glucose-6-phosphate transport; phosphate ion transmembrane transport. Gene Ontology annotation, molecular function: glucose 6-phosphate:phosphate antiporter activity. The transcript is spliced from 18 exons. The record is from RefSeq and is a predicted model, not a curated record. NCBI's taxonomy places the organism in Eukaryota, Metazoa, Chordata, Actinopteri, Cypriniformes, Nemacheilidae. Gene Ontology annotation, cellular component: endoplasmic reticulum membrane. Bases 567 to 2039 code for a protein of 490 amino acids.
CAAAUCCAGUGUGCUUGAGCCUCCCCGGUAUGGAAAACAGGGAUAUGGCGACAGUAUAGCUUUAAUACACAGGCUAACGCAUAGGCUAAAGAUCGAUUAAUGCUCAUGUGAUGUUUUAACACGGGUAUUAAUAGCAGCAACCGGCUUCAAAACCAGACGGUCCAGGCAAACAUGGAAAUCUUUGGAAAUUCGGGGCACUUUAAAUUCUUUCCACCUCUGGAAUUAGGAAAUGACAGUACGUCUCAGAUACUUUAAAUUGAAAAGCCAGUUUUUAACGUCUGGUUUUGUAUCGCCGGUAGCCUUAAGGAACAUGUUUUUCGGACUCGUCGUUUCACUUCGUAAGGAUUUUGCGCGGUUGUAAAAACAAGCUGAUCUGAGCCACAAAACGAGAUUAGUCAGCUUGUUUCGCUGCAAUUUCAGUUCUUGUUUUCUCUUCGUGAAGGUCUUUAUUAGCGUUUUUAUCGUUUUUUUUUAUACAAAAUGGAUUUUUUUAUCUAAUUUAUAACGUCGAUAACAUUUUUUAGUAAAGCGCUUUUGCAACGCGACAAACAAAGGUACCUGUUAAAAUGGGAUCGCUGGCUCCGGGCAUCAAACUCAUCACCGCUUUCUCUAGAGACAGCUGGUACAGAUUCUUCAUCCUUUUGCUGACGUUUGUCUUCUACACUAGCUACCACCUCUCUCGAAAGCCCAUCAGUAUCGUCAAGAGUCAACUGCAUAGAAACUGCUCUAAUGUCAUUUAUCCAUCUGACCUCAACAUCACCGACAAUGACACCUGGUGUGAUUGGGCCCCUUUUGACCAGAAAAAUUACCAGAACCUGUUUGGAGUGCUGGACAACUGCUUUCUUGUCGCAUAUGCGAUCGGCAUGUUCUUCAGUGGCAUUUUUGGAGAGCGCGUGCCCCUCCGGUACUACCUGACAUUCGGGAUGCUUCUCAGUGGCCUUUUCACUACUCUAUUUGGUCUCGGUUUUUACUGGAAAAUUCAUUCUUUGUGGUAUUACUGCCUUAUCCAGGUUUUAAAUGGACUUGUGCAGACUACGGGGUGGCCAGCUGUGGUUGCAUGUAUUGGGAACUGGUUUGGAAAGGGAAAGCGUGGAUUUAUUAUGGGAGUAUGGAAUUCUCACACCUCGGUUGGAAACAUUCUGGGCUCCCUCAUUGCUGGUGUCUACGUGUCGUCUGCGUGGGGCCUGUCCUUUAUUGUGCCUGGUAUCAUCAUCGCCUCCACUGGAGUCCUGUGCUUUUUGUUCCUGGUUGAAAAACCUGAAGAUGUGAACUGCACUCCUCCACAGCAUCAUGAGAGCGCUGAGCAGGAACCUCUGCUGAGCAAUUCUUCCAGUAAUGAGGAGAUCUUCAGCAGUCACUCCUCGACUGCCGUGGAGCCUGUGGAGGAGCACACGGAGGCCAUCGGCUUCUGCAGUGCACUCAAGAUUCCUGGUGUUGUGGAGUUUUCCUUAUGUUUGCUGUUUGCAAAGUUGGUCAGCUACACUUUCCUUUAUUGGCUCCCUUUAUACAUUGCUAAUGUUGCACAUUUCGAUCCCAAACAUGCUGGUGACUUGUCUACACUGUUUGAUGUUGGUGGAAUUGUGGGUGGCAUCCUAGCUGGUCUUAUAUCUGACUACAGCGGGGGCAGAGCUACCACCUGCUGUGCCAUGUUGAUUAUAGCUGCUCCUAUGCUCUUCUUGUUCAAUAAGGUCGGGCAGAGCGGCUUGUCCACGACAAUCUGCAUGUUGCUAUGGUGUGGCGCUCUCGUGAACGGACCCUACGCUCUUAUCACCACCGCUGUAUCAGCUGACCUAGGCACUCACGAGUGUCUCAGAGGAAACUCGAGAGCUCUGUCCACUGUUACGGCCAUUAUUGACGGCACUGGAUCAAUAGGUGCCGCUGUUGGGCCUCUGUUGGCUGGGUUGAUCUCUCCCACUGGUUGGAAUAAUGUUUUCUAUAUGCUCAUUGCUGCGGACGUACUGGCUUGUCUUCUGUUAUCAAGGCUGGUAUAUAAGGAGAUCAGAGGAUGGUGCGGAAACACUACGAGACAGAGAGGGUGAACAUCCCCAAUUUACACUCAUUCUUAAUGAAUUUAUGGUGAAAUAUGUUCAAAGAGAUCUGAGCUGUCCGUGGAACAAGACAAUAUCACACCUGUGAUGGAAAAUUACCUGCAGCAAAACGACAAAAAGGGACCAAGGGCUGAUCCAUCUAGCCAAGCCUUUUAUGCCCGGGGUUUAUUUUAUAUGAAAAUUGUAACAUGACACUUUUAUCUUUCAUUUUAUACUGACAAUAGAACAAAGCUUAGCUGCUGUGGAAGAGGAGAGUCACACGCCCUCAUCCACACGUUUGCCUGAGCGGGACAAAAAAGAGAGAAUCACUAAGCUCCUUCAUUUUAAUACAGGAUGUUUUGGUGCCUGAUGCCUGAUUCAAAUAUAUCGUUUAUUAUCAUUAAAAUAUGUCCAUCAGUGUCCUUUUA